CACUUUCAGGGAUAUUUUGAGGAAAAUGUCCAAAUCUAAAAAUCCAUGUGGUUGGAACAGGGGAGGUCGGAGGGGAGUAACCAUGUCGACUCUCAGCGAAGACGACGAAACCGAAAUCCUCCUGCGGCUUCCCGUGAAAUCUCUGCUCAAGUUCAAGAGCGUGUGCAAGCCAUGGAACUCACUGAUCUCCUCUCCCUAUUUCGCCAAGACCCAUCUUCAGAUUUCCGCUUCUUCCCCAAGAAUCCUCCUCGCCACCAACCCUCCUCUGUCCGUGAGCUGCGAAUCACUCCAUGAUGAUGAUCGUGCCGGCCAUGAAGGUACGCCUCUAACCCAGCUUCGGCCUCCGGUUGAAGCUCCCGACGGAUGUCGCCCCCGCAUCGUCGGAUACUGCGACGGUUUGGUCUGCUUGGAGUACGACGAUCAUCGGAUUGUUGUCCUGUGGAACCCGGCAACAGGGGAGUCUAGAAACAUCCCAAACGCUAGCUGCUCGUAUAACCGACCGACCAUUUGCGGACUUGGCUAUGAUCCAUCGACUGAUGAUUACAAAAUAUUGCGGCACUGUUCCGUUGCGGAUGCGUAUGGGUUUCCAGAAUAUAGCGUGUUCGAUGUUUUCGCGCUGAAGACUGGUUCUUGGAGGAGAGUUCAUGACAAGCAUGAUGAAUUUAACUAUUGGCCGGAAGCUGGGACCUAUGCGAAUGGUUUCCUUCAUUGGCUAGUCGUGGGGAGAGAUCCUUGGGAACACAAGAAGAUUGUUUCGUUCAGCAUGAGCAAAGAGAAGUUUGAGAAUGCGUUGUUGGCGCUGCCGGAGGCCAAUGAAGGUACUGGGUUCAGAGUAUUGGCAGUUGCCGGUGAAUGCCUUCUCAUAUAUAAAAGCAUGGCGGAGGUGGACACUUUUAUGGCAUGGAUGAUGAGCGACUAUGGUGUGAGAUCGUCGUCGUCUUGGAUGGAGUUGUGUAGUGUUACUCUCCCGAAUCAGACAUUAAACACUUACUUCUACAUGAGGCCAUUGUGCUCUACCAGAGCAGGGAAGAUAGCAUUCAGUUCGAUCGGCACAACCCGCUUAUCUAUGAUCCUGAGAAAUGUUAUGACAAAGAGGUUCAUGAUGGAGGAUAAAUUAGACUUUGUAGUGUACGCUGAGAGUUUUGUUUCACCUCAUGGAGCAAAGCUGCAGAAUCAAUAUGUGUCUCGGGUGAAGGAGCCUAUGGAGAGAAGUGACUUCAUUGGUGAUCACUCAGUAUUUAAAGAAGGGGAAACUUCAUAUAAGAAAGCCAACAGCCAUCUUAGCAGUAAAAGGAGAAAAGCUUCCUAGAGGGCUAGUUGUGAUGUGGAUGCCCAGGUCGAUAUAUUGUGAAGUCAAAGGGGUGACUCAGUAACUGCUUUAGGCACUUUGUUCUUCUCUUUUGUGGGUUCCUUCUGGAUUACUUUGUGUGUCUGUGUUUGGUCGGGAUGGCGGACUUGUUUCUUGGUUUACUUGUAUAACAUUUUUGUAACUCCUCUUUCCACAAAUCAAAGCCCUGAUGAAAACCAAUGGUUGUGGAUCCACCAAAAAGCUUCAAGCAUGACUGUAUGAGUAGGUAAGAUGCACUUCAAGUAGAAUUGUUUUCUCAUGUACUUAUCUCCCGCAUCUAUGUACAGCACAGGGGAAAAGAAGCCUCAAUAUUCAUCUUAGCAGUACCAAAGACAUCCUCUGGAAGUCUGACUUGCGGGUCCUUGGUUCUGAGUUUUAACUUAUAAGCAAGAAUAUCAUUAAAGUCAGCAACACAGCCAACCUUUAAUUUGGAUGUGUAGCCAAUUCUGUCUUCAACAUUAAUUGCCUUGAUACCAUGGACCAUCGGUAAUUAUCUAUGACUUGGAGCUCCUUGGUUCUGAUUUUUAACUUACAAGCAAGAAUAUCAUUAAAGUCAGCAAUGCAGCGAACCUUUGAUUUGGAUGUGUGGCUAUUACCGUCUUUGUUGGUAAUUGCCUUGACGCUAUGGACCACCUAUUUCGAAGGAGUUAUUUGGACUGACUCAGGUCCAAGGUCUCUGAGCGAGAAGCCAAACUAAAUGAGUCGAUUAUAAGGGCCAACGGAGGAAUAUCUGUUUGAAAGAUGUUGCCCUGUUGCAUGCUUCUCAAGCGAACGCUCUGUAUUAUAGCUGGACAAAUUGUUUAGUGUUGCCAAUGCGUCAUGGAAAGUACGCCAGAUACAAAUCUGUAGCUUAAGAGCUUCUGUCGAUUAUAGCUGAUUUGUCCUCGUUUGUUUCGAACUGCCGGGAUCCCGAUAAAAAUAGACUUCAUCUCUACCCGGGAGAUUCAGCAAGUGGUGUGUCUUUCAGUAGUUACUGAUGCAAAUCAUUGGAUUGUGGUGCA
Molecule: messenger RNA, 2349 nt
Organism: Eucalyptus grandis
Lineage: Eukaryota; Viridiplantae; Streptophyta; Magnoliopsida; Myrtales; Myrtaceae
Product: putative F-box protein At3g16210
Exons: 2
Coding region: 26-1309 (427 amino acids)
Molecular function (GO): protein binding
Source: RefSeq, a predicted model, not a curated record